Molecule: messenger RNA, 2184 nt
Organism: Spirometra erinaceieuropaei
Lineage: Eukaryota; Metazoa; Platyhelminthes; Cestoda; Diphyllobothriidea; Diphyllobothriidae
Source: the annotation of a GenBank genome assembly
AUGGGGGAUAUCGGUACAAAUCUGCUCCUGCAGAGGAUAGCUGAACAAGCCCGCGAACAGAGCACGAUACGCGACGCAGCACUGGAGAACAAAUUUCGAAAGCUGCCCAAUCCAACGUCGCCCAGAAACGACAAUUUGGUGCACAACCUGUCAUCAAAGGAGCUGACGAAGGAUCAGAUGCAGGUUUGAAGGCACGAAGCUUCAUUUAACACGGCUGACGCCAAACCUGUUAACAUGAUUGCAGCAGUGGAAUCAAUCCUUUGUCAGACGGAGGCAACGGAGGAGACUAAGAACCUCAUUCAGCACCAGGUGUCGUCUCUCCUAAUGGCCCACAGGCCGCGGAAAGUGCUUUCCAAGGUCGAACGUGAUGCGCUUAGAGAACUCAAGGCCGACAAAGACUUGGGCAUCGUGCCAGCGGACAAGGGGCGCUCCACGGUUGUGCUGGACAGGACAGACUACCUUCAAAAAGCCAAAGGUCUACUGGAGGACCGAGAGUUCUAUGUCCCAUGUGCAACGAACGCUGUAAAAGCGCUGACACGCGAAAUCAAUGCUACGUUGUUGGCCUUGGAGAACUCAGGUGCAAUAACACCGACCGACAGACGCAUGGUGAGACCCUAAGAUGCGGCUUUGGCCCGAUUCUAUGGCCUCCCUAAGGUGCACAAAGACGGCGCUCCUCUCCGACCCAUCGUGUCGCUCAAAGGGACUCCAACGUACGGACUGGCUAAGUGGCUGUUCCGGCGUCUCAAGUUCCUGACCGCUGAGUCAGACACCACGGUCUCUUCGUCAGCACAAUUUCUGGAGUAACUCAAAGGGGUAAGCAUCCAUCCAAAUGAGGUCAUGGUAUCUUUUGAUGUUACAUCCCUUUUUACUUCUAUUCCCCAGGACCUGGCGAUCGAGACAAUUGAACUGCUACUACAAAGCAAAUACAAUGAAACGGAGAACCGUCUUGGACACGCCCAAAUCCUUCAGCUUCUGAAGCUCUGUCUCAGGACGUACUUCACGUUCGACGGGACAAUCUACGAACAGGUGAAGGGCACACCAAUGGGUUCGCCGAUUUCGGGAUUCAUCGCCGAGGCGGUCCUGCAACGGUUAGAGUCGCUGGUCUUCCAACACCACAGACCGAAAUUCUGGGCCCGGUAUGUGGAUGAUACCUUCGUCGUCAUCGAACGGGAUCAGGUGUUGACAUUCCGAGAACAUCUCAACGCCGUCUUCCCGGACAUUCAAUUUACGAUGGAGGAGGAAGAGAACAACCAGUUGGCCUUCCUGGAUGUCCUCGUAUGCCGCAAGGAUUGUGGUGGACUAAAGACCAAAGUGUUCAGGAAAGCGACAAAUACGAUGCAAGUACUGAACUUCAACAGUAACCACCCAAUCAGCCACAAACGCAGUUGUGUAAGGACGCUCUAUCGGCGUGUCGAAACGCACUGCAGUAAGCCGGAAGACGAAAUUGCUGAACUACAAUACCUCCGACGGGUCUUCAAAGCCAAUGGCUACCCGCGCAACUUUGUCGACCGGUGCAUACGCAGAAGGGACGAAAGGCCUAACUGCAGGGACACCAAAGUUUGGCGAGCGCUUCCAUAUGUCAAGAACGUUUUGGAAGCUGUCGGCCGCCUUCUCGCACCACUUGGGGUUGGAGUUGCCCACAGGCCGGAGGCAACCAUCAGGCGUCAGUUGAUGAAACCAAAAGACCCACUGCCACGGCAAGAAACGUCUGGAGUCGUUUAUCGGAUCUGGUGCAGUUGCGGACAAAGCAACUACGUCGGAGAAACCGGAAGACAGCACCGAACGCGAAUGGCCGAACACGCGGCAGCGGUGCGCAGAAAUGACGCCAGCUCUCAAGUUGCGGCUCAUUCGACGAGAUCCGGCCAAACCAUCAAAUUCGAUGAGGCCGAAAUUCUCGCAAGAGGUGACAACCGCGUGAGUCGGAAGCUGCUUGAGUCAUGGUUCACUGGCCCCCAGUCUAUUAACAAGUGCAAUGAUCUUCCCAUUCAAUACAGCGUGCUGAGACUUCGUCUAGGCGGAGUACUUGGCCACGCGGGGAGCGCGCAGGUGAACAAUUUUCCCAACACCAGGGUCAGCCCGUCAGAUGGUCGAGCAAUCAUCACGCCAACAUCCAACGCACGUGAUGAAAUUGCAGCAAUUAACGACGCGAAUAUCGACCAUCACGCCACGCGCAACGAUCCCUGA